GGGUCAGCCCUUUAAUGAAGAUAGUCUGCUUAUGUUUGUUACCGAACCUCACACUAACACACUAUUAUCGAGUGCAAGUAUUUCCUGCGGUUCUAUUUUUUUAACCAGACAUUCUGGGUUCAAGUUGAAGAUGAUACUAAGUUACUAACGGUAGCCCGAGGUAGCUAGCGUUAGCAUGCUAGCCGCCAGAGGAAAAUGAGAGUAGUAUUAUUAGCUUAUUGCACAGACCGUGUCCAGCAGAGAGACAGAGAAAAUGUACAUGUUAGCACAGGCUGAGUUCUCUGUCUUGUCUCUGCCUUGGACAACUCAAUAAGCCAUGAUCACCACAGAGGCAGCAAGAGAGUUCCAGGCCAAAGAACGCAAGUACAAAGAGCAGCUGAAGAGAUGUUUAUCAUCGGCUUUGUCUGCAGACCUCAGCAGGUUGCUGCAGGAGGAGCUGGAGGCUGAUGUUUCUCUGUGUGCAGGCUCGGCCUCGCUCCGAGCACACAGAGCCAUACUGUUGGCCAGAGCUCCUCAGGUUCUUCAGGAACAAGCACACAAAGAUCCCGCCGUCAUUCACCUGCCUGGCUGUGAGCUGUCCGGCCUUAAAGACUUCCUCUGGCGAGUGUACACAGCAGACCAGAGCAUGCGGUUGGCUGAAAUAAUCCCAGACAUGGACGGCUCAGUGCCAAAAAGUAGUCUGUCUCUUCCUGACCCGGCAGACCUUCAUAGCUGCACUGACUCAGACGCUGUUCCUGAGCCAGCCUCGGGCCUGGGAGCUGACCUGCUCAAUCUGUAUCAAAGGGGAAGGCUGUGUGACAUUACCAUCCAAGUGGCGGAGCAGGUCUUCUCCUGCCACAGGGCAAUCCUGUGUGCGCGGUCUCAGUACUUCCGUGCCAUGCUGAGCGGGAGUUGGAUGGAGAGCUCCAGACAGUGCAUCACUCUGCAAGGCUUAGGGCCAGAUGAGAUGGAGAUCCUGCUCCAGUUCAUGUAUGGGGCCAUAGUGGAUCUGCCGCCUGGAGCCAAUGCCAGUCAGGUGGUGCUGGCAGCGGACAUGCUGGGUUUGGAGGGGCUAAAAGACGUGGUGGAGAUGGUUCUGACCAGAGACUACUGCCGCUUCUUCCCCAAGCCGAUAGACAGCGUUCAGAGAACAGUUCUUGAGUGUCUGUCCCUCACACACGCCAUAGGCCUUCAAAAACUCCACAUGCUGUGCAAGAGGUGGGUUGCUGAUCAUUUUGUGAAAACCUGGUGCGAGAGGAACUUUUCCCUCUUGUCCCCUGAGCUCCACAGAGCCUGUCUAACAGCUGUAACUGACACCAUGACUGUGCAGAAUGCAGUAACCAUGCUCUGUGGCACUGAGCAGUUAAUUGGCAGUCUCCCAGAAGUCAAGUGGGCCCAACAGGUGAGGAGUCUGUCCACUGAGCUGCAGGAGGAGAGCCUCAGUGUCAUUGUCCAGCAUCUCCCCAAAGUCAUCCACACUCAGGCUUUCCAGGACCUUCGCAGGAGGGAAGAGUUUACCCGAGAGCCCACGUUGUUGAAGAAGCUGUGUUCGGCCAUCAGAGAAGGUGUGACUGUGGACAACUGCUGUGAUCUUUUCACUGCUGUGUCUCAUCUAUGUGGCGAUGACAUGGAAGGGGAUGCACUUCAAGACCAGAUAGGGCAAAAACAAGAAGAGCCGUUCAGGCAAGAGAUUUGUACGCUACGCGGUCGACUGUGGACCUUCCUGCUGCAGAGUUUUUACGCGGUCCGCCACACGCGGGGAUGGGAGACCCUGUCUUCCAAACACAGAGAGAGAAUACUGGCAGAUGCUAUUGAUAAAGGAGACAAUCGAAAACUUGGUAAAAAGCCCGUAUUCACUAGCUCACAGCCAAGGGCCAUAAAAUGCCCUUCAUCUGCACCUGAGAGUCCUCCUGUGCACAGGACCAAGAGGGUGUCUGAAAACACAACAACUUUGUCCCGUAGAACUGCAUCAGCCAUGAAGUCUGAUGGACUGGGGACAGCGAACAAACCAGGGGAUGGUCACACAUCCAAGGCAAAGAAUGUGAAGAAACCAGGUGACCGAGGCGUAGCACCAAAAGCGAAGACCACGUCAGCUGGCACACCAGUUGUAAAUGGCACAGGUGCCUCAGGCGCCAGGCGGGAAGUAGCCAGUGCCAAUGGCCCCAGAAGCUCUCAUGGGCCUAAAGAGCAAGAAAAGAAGCCAAACCCAGGUGCACGGCCUAAAACAUCUCCCCCAAGCUGCAGAUCUGCAAGCCAGACCACGGUCAUGAAGGCUCAGAGGAGUUCAGCAGGAAAGUCUGACAGCACUCCUGGCACCACUCAGGCUCAGCCCAGCGUUUCAUCCACAUCAGGCAGCGCCUCGCCAGAGAAUGGUGCCAGCAGCCCUCGCAAUGACUCUCACCCUAUCCCAGGUGCAAAGCCCAAACACCAGGCUAAGGCGGUGAACAAAUCCCCACUGACAAAACCACCUCAAAAAUCAGAAACAACAAAGUCCGGCAGUCCUACCAAUAAAUCAAGUGUGAGAGAAAGUGGCAAAGGGAAGACUGGUGCAGCAGAGAAAGGAUCUUCUGGAGUGAGUGCAGCAAAAGCAGACACUAAGGGAAGAGGCACACCAGACCUCCAUGUCUCUAAGCAUGGGUCCUCUGUGAAAAAGUCAGCAUCCCCCAGGAAAGAAGACAGCAAAGAUGGGUUGAAAUCUUCCGUGCCGGACAAAGCGGCCAGCGAGCCUCCUAAAAAGAAGAUCACAAAAUCCGUUUCAACGACUGGAGCCUCAGCUAAAUCCAGUGCUAAACCAGCAAAAACCUCUUCGGCCCCUACCAAGCAGUCUUCUGUAGUGGCUGCCAAGUCUGGACCAAAGCCUAAAAGUACUACUGAAUUAUCUAUGGAGAAAACUUUAAAAUCUGGAGGGACUUCCAAAACCUCAGCCGCUUCUGCCUCCAAGAAAUCCGGAACCCAAGAAAAAGAGGCAGGGAAUGAGAAAACUGAUCUUGCUCCAACUGAAAACACAGGUGAUGUUGCAGAGCAUCAAUAUAGUACAGCCAUACUUGUCUCUGAUCAGCCUGCAGCACACACACAGCCGGCAAGCCAGGAUGGAGGGGAUCCACUUAGCGAUCAAGUAGAAUCAAGCCCUAAGCAGACUCUCCAGAAGAACGAGAUGCAGUCAGAAAACACUAACGGUGCAGGUGAUGAGACCACUAUUAGACCAGCACCGAACAACAUCCCCCAUGUCAAAUCUGCUAAUGCAGGCAAACAGUCCUUGAGCAGUGUCAUACCUGCUCACGUCAGCGGAGGGCAAGCUUGUGAGGUUAGCUCCCUGAACUCUCCAAGAGACACUGAACGCCCCGUAGAUACCCCGUGCAGCGUGGGAAGCACCGACACUCCCUUAGAGGACUCCUGGAGCGGCAUGCAUCAUCAGGUCAGCCCGGAGUCUGAGUCCGCCAGCACCCACACCACCUCCUCUGACGACAUCAAGCCCCGCUCAGAGGACUAUGAUGCAGGAGGCUCCCAAGACGACGACUGCUCCAACGACAGAGGUGUUUCCAAGUGUGGCACCAUGCGCUGCCACGACUUCUUGGGUCGCAGCAGCAGUGACACAAGCACUCCAGAGGAGUUGAAGAUGUACGAAGGCGGGGCAGGAUUGAGAGUGGAGGUACGCCUACGUGGACGAGAAGCAGAGACCACCAGCGAGGAGGAGGGAGUAAGACAGCGUCCUCGUUCGUGGUUGCAAAGAGAUGAGGUUCCUGUCGAGGAGGAGCACUCAGAGGUCGAGACCACUCUGACUAUAAAGAGCGUGCCCGACCACCAGCUCUUCUCUUCAGAGGAAGAGGAGGAAGAUGAAGACGAAGAGGCGACAGAGGAUGAGAGGUCGGAAGUUGAGGUCAUUCCAGGUCAAGCCCCGCCACCGCCAACUGAACCCUCACCGCAUUUUCAGGGGAUUGUCAACCUUGCUUUCGAUGACGACGGCGUGGACCAGGAGAACGACCAGCCCGACUACCAGUCGACUUCUAAUUUCCGUCGGUCAGUGUUACUUUCUGUUGAUGAGUGUGAAGAGUUGGGCUCAGAGGAGGGUGGCAUCCAAACCCCACCUCAACAGCCCGACGGCGCUGUGACUCUCUGUGAUGUUUUUGAGUCGGACUCUACAGUUACCAGUGACCGUCAGAACCACCUUGAAAAUUCCAGCAUGAAGCACAAAGAACUGGAGGACCAGAAAGAAAAAUCCUCCAUAUUCCUUACAGAGAUCCAGGAGCCCGUGCAGGAGGAGAGUAAUCGCAUUCAGGUGGAUGGAGUGAAGUCCAGCGGCCCAUUGCUGGACACUGACUCUAGGGACGUCCCUUCCCAGGAGCGCCCAUGCCACCUGGAUCUGCGGCACACCGAACAGUACAAUGGAGGGCCCAAAAAAAGUCACGCCAAUCUCUCAGAAAGCAAGAAAGCUGAUUUACAUCUAGACUUAAAUGAGCCUCAGCUGACAGGGGACUCUCCUGUACAUGCUACACAAUCUCCAGCAGGGGACAAUGGUUGUGACAGAUUGGAUCAAACCUGCAAACAUGACCGCCGACCAUCCAAAGCCCUCUCUCCCAUUUACGAGAUGGAUGUGGGAGAAGCCUUUGAGCACUGCUCGGACAAGGACAGGAAUGUUAAAGUGAAGGCUGAGGAGGAAAAGCAAAGAGGGGAUGAUAACAAAAGCAGCGAGUUUGCAGAGCAGGACUGGAGCCUGCUCAGGCAGCUCCUGUCGGACCACGAGUCCAAUCUAGGUGUCAUAAACCCCGUGCCUGAGGAGCUCAACCUGGCCCAGUACCUUAUCAAGCAGACACUGUCUCUGUCACGAGACUGUCUGGACUCACAGAACUUCCUGUCCCCAGAGAAGGAGACCUUCAAACGCUGGGCGGAGCUCAUCUCGCCUAUGGAGGACUCCUCCACCAGCAUAACAGUGACCAGCUUCUCCCCGGAAGACGCUGCAUCUCCACAGGGCGAGUGGACCAUCGUGGAACUGGAAACACAUCACUGACUGCACAGACGAGAGUCUGCCAGACAGCCGGCACCUUCCCUGUGAACUCUGAGCAUCUUUACAUCAGUUUUGUCUUAAUUUAUUAUAAUUUAUGAAAUGAUUCCCUCUCUCUGCAGAACUCUGGACUUUUGCAGCAGCUUAUUUGCAUUCCCCAUUAUGCCCUCUGGACUGUUUCUUGACACAGAGGGGCUGUUAUGCAUGCUGAUACUUUUUUGUAUGUUUGACUGUUCAAUUGAUGUUGCUUCAAAAACUUUAGAAGAGAAUAGAAUAAGAAAAAAACAUUUCUCUCUCAUUGCAGUCUGCUGAUAAUAUGGUUGACUGAAGUUUCUUAAAGAAAAUUAAUUAUGGCCUACUGGCUUGCAUUUAAUGUCAUAUUGAAAAUAAAGAUUUGUGUUUCUGGGAAAACGAAAUAGGUUAGGUUUAUUCCUUUUUGUAGUUUUGUCAGUUUGACCCUGUCCUUUUUAUAUGGCACACAGCAGAGCUUUUACUCGACAGACAUGCUCGAGUUAAAAUGGCUGCGUUCUAAAGGUUUAUACUGUAACAAGUGCAAGGAAAAACUCCUUUACAGCUUACUGUAAAUUAGCAUAAGCAAAGAUACGCCUGUAACAAAAAUAAAUCUAACAAACC
Messenger RNA from Scatophagus argus, 5611 nucleotides. RefSeq names its product BTB domain containing 8 (gene btbd8). The record is from RefSeq and is a predicted model, not a curated record. The coding region runs from base 317 to 4984 and encodes 1555 amino acids. NCBI's taxonomy places the organism in Eukaryota, Metazoa, Chordata, Actinopteri, Scatophagidae. The transcript has 19 exons. Gene Ontology annotation, molecular function: protein binding.